AUGGCAAACCUUCAGGUCAAGUUGGAACAAAUGGAUCAGUUUGAUCCCUGUCUGCAAGGUAGGUUGCAGGAAGUGGGUGUGGCCAUGUCAGCUGGUGCGAUGCCCUUAAUUGGGCAAGAUGCCGAGAUGUCAUUGUCGACAGAUGCUACAGCUGGGGAAACUCAGCCAGAUGCAGCAGUGGCAGCAGAGCAUUCCAGGCUUGAGGCUGAGUGCGCGCAGAUGAUGGAGAGGGUCCGUGCAGCCCAGCAAAAGAUGUUGCUUUUGAAAUCUCCAUCAGCGCGCGUUGAAGCACCGACACCAGCUCCCCCAGCUGCAGCGCCAGGUCCCUCAGAUCCCGCAGCUCCAGCAUCAGGGGUCACCCCCACAGAUCCCGCAGCUCCAGCACCAGGGGUCACCUCUCCCUCAGAUCCCGCAGCUCUUGCACCAGGGGUCACCUCCGCAGAUCCCGCAGCUCCAGCACCAGGGGUCACCUCUCCCUCAGAUCCCGCAGCUCUUGCACCAGGGGUCACCUCCGCAGAUCCCACAGCUCCUGCACCAGGGGUCACCUCUCCGGGGCCCUCAGAUCCCGCAGCUCUUGCGCCAGGGGUCACCUCUCCCUCAGAUCCCGCAGCUCCUGCACCAGGGGUCACCUCAGCGGCAGCCGGCAUGACUGCACCCGUUCAGGCAGCAGCGACCCCCUCAGAUCCAGCAGCAGUGGCAGAGGCACAGACUGCUCAGGUGCCACAAAUCAAGAUGACUCUUCCAG
Molecule: messenger RNA, 745 nt
Organism: Durusdinium trenchii
Lineage: Eukaryota; Dinophyceae; Suessiales; Symbiodiniaceae
Source: the annotation of a GenBank genome assembly